CAUUUAGUCUUGAGUUGUAAGCUAGUGACAAUUGUCUUAACUACUGCUUUAAGAGCGAAUAUAUAAUUUAUUUAUUUUUGUGUGUAGAAAACGUUUAUUCAAAUCAUGGGAGCAGAGCAAAGUAUCGCUAAACGACAUUACCAAAUUAAUAAGAGUCAGCAUACCAUUGUUUUUAAUAAGAAGUUCGCUAAUAAAGUUAAAGGUAAAGACAAAACAAAGAAAACUUCCCUCGACCUCUUUGAUGCUGUAAGGGAGAGCAUAAUUGGUGAUAAAGCUGCUUUUGAUGGUCCAUUUGGAACUAAGAAUAUUGUAUAUUGUGAUCAUGUUGCUUCAGGAAGGAGUCUUAAAUUCAUAGAAGAAUAUAUGCAAAAUAAAGUUUAUCCUUUUUAUGCUAAUACUCAUACGACUACUUCAAUAUGUUCUCAACAAAUAUCUACAUUUAGAAAUGAAGCUAGGCAAAUAAUCAAAACUUGCGUUAAUGCUGGUCCUGACGACGUUUGCAUUUUCACUGGUAGUGGAGCCACAUCGGCUAUACAUAAGUUAGUAAAUGCAAUGGAUGUUAGUAAAAGUGAUGGUUCAUUUGCUGUAAUUGUUGGUCCUUAUGAACAUCAUUCAAAUAUUUUACCAUGGAAAGAGGCGGGAGCUAAGUUAUGCAGAGCUAAGGAAAAUAGUGAUGGAUUAGUAGAUUUAAAGGAUCUUGAUAGAUUGUUGAGUAAAUUAUCGGUAGAUUAUAAAACUAUUGUAGCUUCAUUUUCUGCGGCUAGUAAUGUGACUGGUAUAUUAAGCGAUACUGUUAAAAUUUCUGAAAUCGUUCACGAAUACGGCGCAUACGCCGUAUUUGAUUAUGCUUGCGGGGCUCCGUAUCUAAAAAUUGAUAUGAAUCCUGAGGGAAAAGGUUAUAAAGAUGCCGUGUUUUGUUCACCCCAUAAAUUUGUUGGUGGUCCCCAAACUCCAGGUAUAUUGAUUGCGAAGAAGGGCCUAUUCAGAAAUCAUAUACCGCACAAUGCCGGAGGAGGAACUGUUUUAUAUGUAACAAAACAGACUUACGAAUAUCUUGAUGAUAUCGAAGAAAGAGAGGAGGGAGGGACUCCUGCUAUUUUAGAAUCAAUAAGAGCUGGUCUAAUCUUUCAAUUGAAAGAUGCUCUAACCGAAGAUGCUAUUAUUGAGAGAGAAAUGUAUUUAAAAGAUAAAGCAUUGAAAAUUUGGUUAAAAAAUAGGAAUAUACAUAUAUUGGGAAACUGUGCAUUAGAUCGUUUGCCUAUUUUUUCUUUUCUAAUACGCCAUCCAGAAACUGGUCUAUUUCUACAUCAUAACUUUAUCAGUACUCUGCUUAACGAUCUGUACGGAAUUCAAGCCAGGGGUGGGUGUGCAUGUGCAGGACCUUAUGCACAAGAUUUAUUAAGUAUAGAUAAUGCUCUGGCUGAAAAAUUGGUGGCCUUUUUAACUUGUAAAAGGGACGAACAUGAUGCUGUACUAAAUACCAAACAAACUAUGGAAAUUAUGAAACCUGGAUUUACGAGAUUAAAUUUGGCUUUCUUCUUCGAUGAACAAACUGUUCAGUAUGUUAUUAAUGCUGUAGAUAGAAUAGCUUCAUAUGGUUGGAUGUUGCUACCUUUUUACAAGUAUGAUGUUCACUCAGGCAACUGGAGCCAUCGUUUUAGGGGUCCACAAAAGCUAUCCUCCCUCUUAAACGUUAUCUAUAACUUUAAAAAAAAGGUUAUCCGUGAAGAAAUGGAAAAUAAGUUGGAUGUAAUAGUCAAAGGAGAUAUUCCGUUCGAAAUAAUGACUGCUGAAGCUGAAUGUUACUUUCAAUUUGCAACUCAGCUUACUGAGAAUUUAGAUUUAUCGGAAGAUCCCAGUGUCGAAAAGUUUUUAUCAUCAGCAGAUAUUGAACUUGUAUGGUUUCUUGAACCAAAAGAGGCUCUGCGAAGGUUACAAAAUUUAGAUGAUAGUAAAAAAUUAAAUUCCAAAAGUUCACCUCUAUUUAAUGUCAAACGAGCAACCUUAGUUGAAAAGAAGAAAGCGUUUAGGAAGUCGUUAAGAAUGAGUCAAAAUCCACAUGAAUUAUGGAAUCUUACUCUGCAACAAACAAAAGAUUCAUCUUCUGUUUUUGAAGAACCGCAUUGUAAAUCCGAUGAAGAUGGCUCAAAGAGCGAUUGAAAUCGCUCUCAGCGCUUUUAAUUCAAAAAAUAUUUUAUUUUUUUUUUACUUACAAAGCCAUAUGGAAGAUUAAGAGAUAUAUCUAUACUUAUAUAUAUAUAUAUAUAUAUAUUUAAUUUUUAUUGGAAAUUUUAAUACAGU
Dimorphilus gyrociliatus is the source of this 2301-nucleotide messenger RNA. NCBI's taxonomy places the organism in Eukaryota, Metazoa, Annelida, Polychaeta, Dinophilidae. The record is from the annotation of a GenBank genome assembly.